Messenger RNA from Exaiptasia diaphana, 1718 nucleotides. Its product is annotated as dynein regulatory complex subunit 6. Lineage: Eukaryota; Metazoa; Cnidaria; Anthozoa; Actiniaria; Aiptasiidae. The record is from RefSeq and is a predicted model, not a curated record. Gene Ontology annotation, biological process: SCF-dependent proteasomal ubiquitin-dependent protein catabolic process. The transcript has 3 exons. The coding region runs from base 109 to 1557 and encodes 482 amino acids. Gene Ontology annotation, cellular component: SCF ubiquitin ligase complex.
UGGAAAGUCAGAYAGAGUUUACAUGUAGUCUUUGUCAUUCAAAUUUUAGUGUUACAGRGCAUCUGAUCGCUCUUGAAACUUCAUCAUAGCAUAAAGAAGGAAAAGAAGAUGGGUUUAACUUCGCUAGAACAGUUAUGUCUUCUCCAGAUAGCUAAAGACAUCAAGUUCUGGUGCAGCGGUGUCGAAACCGAAGGGCUCAACGGCUGCUUGUACAUGCUGGGACCGUUCGAUCAKUUAGGAUCAAGGCAGAUACAAGAACUCAUUGCCAUCCUAGCUAAUAAGAAACAUCUUAAAGUUYCCUACCUACAGAGUCUAUUGCACCAUGGAAUAACUUCACUUGACCUCAGUCUUUGUAAUUACCUAGUGUCCGAUUCCUUAAUGCAGAUGAUUAGUAAAAGAUGCCAGAAAUUGCAGCACCUUGCAAUACCCUACUGCAACAAACGCAUUUCAGUUCAGUUUCUGCAAGAGCUACCAGCAAAUCUUCCUAGUUUACGGAGCCUYGACUUGAGUGGUUGUUCAACAUGCAAUGACAAUGUACUCAUGGCCAUUGGACAGCACUGUAAAAACAUCCAUGUGUUAAAGCUUCGAUCUUGUAAAAAAGUCACUGAUCGUGGCCUAGAAUUCCUUAACAUGAACAAAAGCAUAUUGGAACUGAAUCUGUCUGGGACAAGCUGCUCCCCUGAUGGAGUUUUUAGGUUGCUGCAAAAUCAUCAGCAUUUACAGAGUCUAUCAUUGGAAACCUGCAGUUCAAAAGAUCACCCAUAUUUUAACACAAAGUUUUUAUCAUUACAAAAAACAAGACUGAAGUAUCUGGACAUCUCUAACACUUCUGUAAAUGACAGCUGCAUUGCAAAUAUUGCAAAGAUAUGCCCUGAAAUCUCUACUCUUAUUCUUACUACAUGUGGGGAGAUUACUGGUGAAUCYUUGCUGCAYUUGAAGUCUCUUGAGCUUCUAAAACACUUGGAGAUUCAUGCAYUSGGAAUWAAUUGUUAUGUUCAUCUGCGGGAAUUUCUAAUAGAGCGUGGUACUCACUUASAAGUACUUCACCUAAUAAUGGCCUCACAUAUCGAUACUGGGAUGAUUGGGUYCUACUGUCCMAAYCUUACAGAUUUAUCUCUUUCUGGAUCAACAAAUGUCCUUGGAUCAUUMACACAACUGCCUGACCAACGAGUCACUUUAAUAGAAGCCUGCCCUCAUUUGAAAAAACUUGAUAUUGAUGGCACUAGCUUUUCUGCUGAAAAAAGUUUGCAAGAACAUUUUUCAGCAAUAUUUAACAAAUCUACCAACCAUUUGGAAGUUUUGAACUUUUCUGAUUUAGAAGAUAUUGAGCUUGAUGGUGUUGAGCCAUUYGUUGAAACAUUCUCUGGCUUGAAAUGCCUUGACAUUUCAUUCUGUAAUCUGGUCACUGUUGACCUUGUUAUGAAGUUUGUGCAGUGCUGCAAGAAAUUACAGCACCUGAACGUUCUCGAUUGCUGGAAAGUUCAUCUCUGUGAUGUUGAAAGAGCAAAGCAAAUAGCUAGAGAACAAGGAAGAGAAUUAGAAAUAGUUUGGAAAUAAUGAUAUCAAAUAGAAAUAGUAUUGAUUUUUAAUGUAAAUACAUAGAAUAAAAUAAUAAAUAUAUUAUGUACUUACAAUUUUUAGUAUCAGGCAGACACUAAUAACCUUUCAAAGGAGGUUAUCAUUGCUAGGCAACUAAAUAAACCAAUUUUAAUAUACUA